GGAAGUGACCCAGUACGCGCGCCCUACGUCACGUCACGCGAGACAGCAGCACUGUGGCCGACCGAGAAAAACAACAACAAGAGCCGUUUUCUUUAAUAAAAGCUCCAUGACAUCCAAUUAAGAAGAAAAGCAUGUCGUCAGUUGUCCUGUGGGCUCUUGUUGGUGCGUAAAGAUCAAGCAUGCACAAGAUGUUAAGGACGAAAUGGAUGACUUUGCAACUGGUGGGUCACCUGACAGACAUGAAGGAGAAGGUCUUGAAUCAGUUGAAACUCCAAAACGAUUAUCUACAGAAAACCAGUCCAGCAGCAACAAGAGGGCAAGGAUCUGUGGCCAGAUGCGCCAGCUUUCUGUAGAUGAGACCACACGACACGAACCUCUAUGUCUCACCACUGGAGAGAAACGAGGAUGUGUCCCAGAGCGGUCCAGAGUCUCCCACAGAAAACCUCUUUUUGGGAUUUCCCACCGGAUCUCGGACAAGAGGAACACCUCCAGUGUGGAGCAACAUGUGGGACAAGGCUCCGUAAACCUGCUCAACAGCAUCCUCUCAGCUAAACUCCAAGGAGCUGAUGAAAAUGGCCUGCUGGAUGAAGUCUCCUCCACAGAGUGUCAUACAGAAACUAAUAUUUAUCCGCUCAUUGAGAAAAUGUUUUUUAUUCUUAAUACCCUGAAUUCAAGUAUGACACAGCUACACAGUAAAGUGGACUUGUUAACUCUUGAAGUCAUGCGAAUAAAGAAACAGAUCAAACCUACUGAGAUGGUGAUGGAGUUUCAGCCUCCUCCAGAAUAUCUACUCACCAGUGAUGAGCUGAAGCAGUUGAUGGAGCAGACAUCUAAUGCUGGGGAGCUGGGCUGUAGGUUACUGGUGCAUCUCUUCCCAGAACUGUUCAAAGCUAAAGAGUGUGCGCAUGACUGCUUCGCCUCCAAGAGAAUACUCGAGUCUCUGCAUCUGCAGCUGAUCCGUAACUACGUGGAGGUAUGCUAUCCUUCAGUGAAGAGCAACAACAUCUGGCAAGAGGAAUGUCUGCUUCAGAUUAAUGACUUUUUUAAUCGUUUCUGGGCACACAGAGACAUGGAGAGUGCUCGACAGCUGAGAAAGCAGACAGUUACAGGUGCAGGGAUAAAGUCUGAGCAGCCCCAAACCUAUCGCUUCAUUAAUGAACAGGGUAUAGAAAUGGAAGAGCACUUGUCAUUAGAUAACCAGCAAAGCAGUCUCGCUGUGACAGAUCUGGCACUUAAUGCUCAAUCCACUGAGGAGCUGGAUGAGUGCUCCACUCCGGAGGAUUUUGUUAUUGUUCUCAUGCAUCGUUUGUUCCCAGAAUUCUUUGAAGAGGGAAAAAUGCCAGCUGGAUCCCGAAGUUUUAUAAGUGGGGGGCACCCACUACUAGACUCUGACAAGGUGGAAAUGAUCAGAAAGUAUAUGGAGGCAAAUUUCCCUGAUGUGCCUGAGGACAGCUGGCUGCAGGUGUGCAUUCAGCAUGUUGAGGAUGCACUUGAGGGUGCUCACAGUAAUGGAAAUGUAAGUGAAUCUGACAAUGUCACAGAUGAGAGCUUUGGUCUUGGUAAUCUUUCCGAAGAUGCCUCAAGUAUUGCUGUUUCUGGGGCAGGUGAUUGUGAGAGACCAAGUCGAAAGUCUAAAAAGUCCCUCCUUACACCAGUGGAUUUUGACAAUUUGGAAAUUCCUUUGCCCGAUUUUGCUGUUCCCCAGGAAUACCUGUUGACAAAGGAACAGCUAAAAAUCAAUUAUGAAUGUAGCUUGUCUAUUGGCAACUUUGCUUCUCGGCUUUUGGUGCUCAUGUUUCCUGAGCUUUUCACCCAUGAAAAUAUAAGGAAGCAAUACAACUGCAGUGGUUCACUUGGAAAGAAACAGUUGGACCCUAUUCGCAUAAACCUGAUCCGUCACUAUGUGCAGUUACUCUACCCACAGGCGAACAAUGAUCGAGUUUGGAUGUUGGAGUUUGUGGGAAAACUUGAUGAGAGGUGCAGAAGACGUGACACAGAGCAAAGGAGAUCAUACUUGCAACAGAGGAAAAUUUAUGGUCAUGAGACAGACCAAGAGUUUUUUUGUCACUUAAACCCGUUCAAUGCAGAUAAUGUCAGAGAGGAUUCAGAUAUUCCGUCAUUACCACCUGAGAAAAGUAGCAAAGACUUUUGUAAAAUACCGCUAGAUGAACUGACUGUGACAAGCCCAGACUUCCCGGUACCUUCCUUGUACCUGCUGUCGGACACUGAGGUGCGAGAAAUCGUCCAGCAGAGUCUGUCCGUUGGGAACUUUGCAGCUCGGCUGCUGGUGCGUCUCUUCCCUGAGCUCUUCACACAGGAGAACCUGCGUCUACAGUACAACCAUUCAGGAGCCUGCAACAAGAAGCAGCUGGACCCUGUGCGCCUCAGGCUGAUCCGUCAUUAUGUGGAGGCAGUGUACCCUGUGGAGAAGGUGGAGGAGGUGUGGCACUACGAGUGUGUGCCAAGCAUUGAUGAGCGCUGUCGCCGUCCAAAUCGGAAAAAGUGUGACAUUUUAAAGAAGGCCAAGAGGUCAAGCACUGUGUCCUAGUUUCAAAAGUUAUUUAGGCAGCAUUUUCUUGACAUAAACACUUGCACAAUAUCAUAUAAGCUGAAACACUAUGUGAAAUUUUUAGAAGCUGUUCUUUGUAGGGUGAGGCUAAGCUGUUACUUGUUUCCUUAAUAUUCUCAAGUCAUAUCUGUUGUCACUACAGCAGUAGGUGCUGUAGCUUAUACCUGUAUUCUUAUUGUCACUUAAAGAGUCUCUAUUUAUAUGCCAAAAUAGCUUAUUUAACAUACUUUAAUAAAUCUUGUAGCCUUAAACCAAUAACAUUAUUAACCAAUAGUGAUAAAUUACACAUUUGUUAUGUUUAGAAAUUAAUUAAGAUUUCCAGUUAUUGAUGUAGCAUUGUGCCACCACUGUUUUAAUAACAAUGUGCUUAUGUUAAGCCUUCUUAUAGAAGUUUAUAUUAAGAAAUUUUAACAUGACAACUGCUCAUGAUAAAACUAUUUCUAAUAAAAGCACUAUUGCAAAUCCUUGCCAUGAAAUUAUCUCGUAACAGUGAUUUCCUUAACACAAUGACUUCAAAAUCUUUAUUAGCACACGGUU
Molecule: messenger RNA, 3106 nt
Organism: Boleophthalmus pectinirostris (great blue-spotted mudskipper)
Lineage: Eukaryota; Metazoa; Chordata; Actinopteri; Gobiiformes; Gobiidae
Gene: bend3
Product: BEN domain containing 3
Exons: 3
Coding region: 203-2548 (781 amino acids)
Biological process (GO): rDNA heterochromatin formation
Cellular component (GO): heterochromatin
Molecular function (GO): DNA binding
Source: RefSeq, a predicted model, not a curated record